GAGCCCCCGCAGGCGACUAUGGCGGCCGGCACGGAGCAGUGGGUAUUGGUGGAAAUGGUGCAGGCGCUUUACGAGGCUCCUGCUUACCAUCUUAUUUUGGAAGGAAUUCUAAUACUCUGGAUAAUUAGACUUCUUUUCUCUAAAACUUAUAAAUUGCAAGAACGAUCAGAUCUCACAGUCAAGGAAAAGGAAGAAUUGAUUGAAGAGUGGCAGCCAGAACCACUUGUUCCUCCUGUCUCCAAAGACCACCCUGCUCUAAACUACAACAUUGUUUCAGGCCCUCCAAGCCACAAACUUGUGGUGAAUGGAAAAGAAUGCAUAAACUUUGCCUCAUUUAAUUUUCUUGGAUUGUUGGAUAACCCUAGGGUAAAGGCAGCAGCUUUUGCAUCUAUUAAAAAGUAUGGCGUGGGGACUUGUGGACCUAGAGGAUUUUAUGGCACAUUUGAUGUGCACUUGGAUUUGGAAGAUCGCCUAGCAAAAUUUAUGAAGACAGAGGAGGCCAUUAUCUACUCAUAUGGAUUUGCCACAAUUGCCAGUGCUAUUCCUGCUUAUUCGAAGAGAGGGGACAUUUUGUUUGUAGAUUCCAUGGCCUGCUUUGCGAUUCAGAAAGGAUUACAGGCGUCCCGGAGUGACAUUAAGUUGUUCAAACAUAAUGAUGUGGUGGACCUGGAGCGACUGCUAAAAGAACAAGAGAUCGAGGAUCAAAAGAAUCCUCGCAAGGCUCGUGUAACUCGACGAUUCAUUGUAGUGGAAGGGUUGUAUAUGAAUACUGGAGCUAUCUGUCCUCUUCCAGAAUUGGUUAAGUUAAAAUAUAAGUAUAAAGCAAGAAUUUUUCUGGAAGAAAGCCUUUCAUUUGGAGUUCUAGGAGAGCACGGGCGAGGCGUCACUGAGCACUACGGAAUCAACAUUGAUGAUAUUGAUUUUAUCAGUGCAAACAUGGAGAACGCCCUAGCCUCUAUUGGAGGCUUCUGCUGUGGCAGGUCUUUUGUUAUUGACCAUCAGCGACUUUCUGGCCAGGGCUACUGCUUCUCGGCUUCAUUACCUCCUCUGUCAGCUUCCGCUGCAAUUGAGGCCCUCAACAUCAUGGAAGAGAAUCCAGGUAUUUUUGCAGUGUUGAAAGAAAAAUGCAAGCAAAUUCAUAAUGCUUUACAAGGCAUUUCUGGACUAAAAGUGGUGGGAGAGUCAUUUUCUCCAGCGUUUCACCUACAACUAGAAAAGAGCACUGGUUCUCGAGAAAAAGAUGUUAAACUGCUCCAGGAAAUUGUGAAUCAAUGCAUGAACAGAAGUAUUGCAUUAACUCAGGCACGCUACUUGGAGAAGGAAGAAAAGUGCCUCCCUCCUCCAAGCAUUCGAGUUGUGGUUACAGUGGAUCAAACAGAAAAAGAACUAGAGAGGGCGGCAUCCAUAAUCAAAGAGGUAGCCCAAGCUGUUCUGCUUUAGGAGGUGUCUCC
Echinops telfairi (small Madagascar hedgehog) is the source of this 1451-nucleotide messenger RNA. It is a transcript of the gene SPTLC1, whose product is annotated as serine palmitoyltransferase long chain base subunit 1. The transcript is spliced from 15 exons. Gene Ontology annotation, molecular function: pyridoxal phosphate binding; serine C-palmitoyltransferase activity. Bases 19 to 1440 code for a protein of 473 amino acids. The record is from RefSeq and is a predicted model, not a curated record. NCBI's taxonomy places the organism in Eukaryota, Metazoa, Chordata, Mammalia, Afrosoricida, Tenrecidae. Gene Ontology annotation, biological process: sphingosine biosynthetic process; ceramide biosynthetic process. Gene Ontology annotation, cellular component: endoplasmic reticulum.